GGUGAAGAGCUGCUGCCACACGGGAACGGAGGGAGCAAGCGCUGUGGAGGAGCAACGCCAGCUCCAGACGCCGUCUUCCCGUCAAGUGACGGAUUCGGCGUAGGGGGGGAUAAUCAACACCUGCCCAAAGAGGCAAUCUGCUCCCCCAAAGGGGCCGCUGCCCAUAAAGGAGGGCCUGCCAACGCGUUUGUGUCGCGUUGCACACGCGUUGCCCCCUUGUCGUAUGUUCCCCGUGCUUUUUUCGCGUCACCGCUUCCUGCCUUGCUUGCUUGCUUGCUUGCUUGCUUGCUUGCCUGCUUCUUCUGUUUCACCCGCGUCGCUCAUUUGGCGUCGCGUCGCGUCGCGUCGCCACAGGCUGCUGUGUCUUUCUCCAGAGCUCCGCACCCGGGCCGAUCGUCCCAAAUUGGCGUGGGCGGGCCGAUCGACGCGGUUUUGUCACGUGCGCACGCGGCGCUUUUUGCGCGGGGUUUUUCACCGUUCCUGCUGCUCUGACGAUGACGAAAGCGGCCCUGGCAAUUGCCGUCCAAGAGCGAGCCAGGCCUGGUCUAGCGAAGAGGUGGGCUCAAUAUACAACAGCGUUAACCGUUGGUGACCGGGGUCUCCGUCGAUGCCGUCGUGUGGGGUUGCGGUUUUUGAGGGGUGGUGUUGCUUGUGUUUUUUGUGUUGCUUGUGUUGCUUGUU
This is a messenger RNA of Pichia membranifaciens NRRL Y-2026, 681 nucleotides long. RefSeq lists its product as hypothetical. The transcript has a single exon. Lineage: Eukaryota; Fungi; Ascomycota; Pichiomycetes; Pichiales; Pichiaceae. Bases 224 to 592 code for a protein of 122 amino acids. The record is from RefSeq and is a predicted model, not a curated record.